Molecule: messenger RNA, 327 nt
Organism: Australozyma saopauloensis
Lineage: Eukaryota; Fungi; Ascomycota; Pichiomycetes; Serinales; Metschnikowiaceae
Gene: DAD2
Product: Dad2p
Exons: 1
Coding region: 1-327 (108 amino acids)
Biological process (GO): attachment of spindle microtubules to kinetochore; mitotic cell cycle
Cellular component (GO): mitotic spindle midzone; DASH complex; mitotic spindle pole body
Source: RefSeq, a predicted model, not a curated record
AUGAAAACAUCGCUCCAAACAAAAAUAAAACAAAAAGAGGAGGAACUAAAAGAUCUCCAAGAGAUUCGCUCCUAUACUGGGGUCCUCACCGAGCAAUUGGAACAAAUUGAAAAGAAACUAGAUGAGCUUGCUGGCGGUGCCGAAAGUGUAGCCCUUGUCUUGUCAAGCUGGCAAAAUAUCAUGAGCUCCGUCUCGUUGGCGUCACUUGGAGUUUUGAAUUAUGCCAAGAAAGACUAUGAGCUCGGUUGCCCAUUGCCCGAGCCUUUGGUGCGGAUCAAUCUACAUAAAGAUAAUGAGAAUUUGCCAACAACAGAGAGCGAUCCUUAG